Acinonyx jubatus (cheetah) is the source of this 1098-nucleotide messenger RNA. RefSeq lists its product as uncharacterized. NCBI's taxonomy places the organism in Eukaryota, Metazoa, Chordata, Mammalia, Carnivora, Felidae. Bases 1 to 807 code for a protein of 268 amino acids. The transcript is spliced from 4 exons. The record is from RefSeq and is a predicted model, not a curated record.
AUGGACCCGAAUAGGCUAUUCUCUGAAGAAGAUAUUCAGAUGGUGAAACAAGCUCUUAUUUCCAUCGGUUCUGCCCCUGUCACCUUAGCACCCUUCUCCCAUCAGACCCAGAACCGCCCGCUGAGAGCCCGGCUUCCAGCGCCGGCUCCGGGAGGCCCUCUGCUGGUCCAUACGUUCCAAUUCGGCUGCAGCGGGGGUGGGGGUGGGGCAGCCAGGGGAGGGGCCGGGGCCGUGGCCGUGGCUGUUUACCACCCGGUGCGGAAUCGUUCCCACGUGAACACGUGGUGUGGCUGCCGCAGUUCACAGCGGCUGGACGCCGUCCCGGUGGGGGUGGGGAAAGAGCCGGUGGUCCCGGGCGCCUCCCCCGCCGCCUGGCGCUACCCCAACGUGCUUGUGCCGAAUCACGGCUGGCACCGGUGGCCUCUUGCAGCCUGGCAGAAUCGCGCACGUUCGUUCUCCCUCCUGCCGAGGCAGGCGGUGCCCGAGCGUCCCGCGGGCGCGGCCAGGCGCCCCCUCUGCCCGAAGGAGCUCCCGUCUGACCUCGGAAGCGGAGGCACGUCUUGCUUCACCAGCAGGAACCCCUCUCCGGCUUUCUCCCCCUCGCCUUCCCGGGUGACAAGCAGCUGCAACGUGCCGGCGGACCGGAUGCCUCAGCCCGGGAAUCCGGGGCUCUUCCUGCGUAAAGAGGAGGGGCCUGGGCUUCCAGAACCACUGACAGAUGUCUGUGGGAAAGGGCUUCCACACCUGCCAAACCGCCAGCUUCCUUUCUCAUUCUCGAGGGCUCGAGAUGGAAGAAACAGGCCUUGAAGCAAAUCCACAGCUGCUGAAACUAGCUUUCCAGCCUGCGGAUUCCGUGGGCUAGCUCUCCAUGACAGGAUUUAGGCACCAAUUUGCGUCUGCUGCCUAUACCUAGCCAGGUAAGGGUACGGUUUUAUUAUCUGCAAUAUCAAGGAGUUCCUUUAAGUCCUAAACUAUGCGAUUCUGGUUUUGGCCUUUGUUGACCCUCCCACACCUUCCAGAAUGCAUGGUUUUGUGCAUGUGAUUCAACAGAAUUCCAGUCUGGCUGUAGGAAUGCGGGAGUGUCGGCAAGAAUGGAAG